Otolemur garnettii (small-eared galago) is the source of this 2127-nucleotide messenger RNA. RefSeq names its product myocardial zonula adherens protein (gene MYZAP). The coding region runs from base 118 to 1389 and encodes 423 amino acids. The record is from RefSeq and is a predicted model, not a curated record. NCBI's taxonomy places the organism in Eukaryota, Metazoa, Chordata, Mammalia, Primates, Galagidae. Gene Ontology annotation, biological process: maintenance of ER location; intracellular signal transduction. The transcript has 12 exons. Gene Ontology annotation, cellular component: nuclear envelope; RNA polymerase II, holoenzyme; intracellular anatomical structure.
CUGCUGCAGCCAGUGGCCCAGGCGGUCCCGCGUCGCCCCCGCACAGGACAGGCCCCUCACGUUUAUUCGGCCCGGAGGAGCGCCGGGAUCCAGCCUGCUAGUGGCCACCGCUGAGGGAUGCUGCGCUCCACGUCCACGGUCACCCUGCUUUCGGGUGGCGGCUCCCGGACGCCCGGGGCGCCCAGCCGGAGGGCAAAUGUCUGCAGAUUGCGGCUGACCGUACCUCCAGAGAGUCCAGUUCCUGAGCAAAGUGAAAAGAAGAUUGAGAGAAAAGAGCAGCCUGCUGACCUAAGCAAGGGAGAAGCUACCAGGAAACUUCCUCAGGGUGUUGUUUAUGGUGUGGUGCGAAGAUCAGAUCAAAACCAGCACAAGGAAAUGGUGGUGUAUGGGUGGUCCACCAGUCAGCUGAAAGAAGAGAUGAACUACAUCAAAGACGUGAGAGCCACUUUGGAAAAAGUGAGGAAGCGAAUGUAUGGAGACUAUGAUGAGAUGAGACAGAAGAUUCGAGAACUCACCAAGGAACUGUCGGUUUCCCACGCCCGGCAGGACUAUCUAGAGAACCACAUCCAAGCCCAGUCGUCUGCCCUGGAUGAUUUUGAUGCCAUGAACUCAGCCUUGGCGUCGGACUCCAUUGGCCUGCAGAAAACCCUUGUGGAUGUGACUUUGGAAAACAGCAACAUUAAGGAUCAAAUCAGAAAUUUGCAGCAGACCUAUGAAGCAUCCAUGGACCAGCUGAGGGAGAAGCAGCGGCAGUUAGAAGUGGCGCAAGCGGAAAACCAGCUGCUGAAAAUGAAGGUGGAGUCGUCCCAGGAGGCCAAUGCCGAGGUGAUGAGAGAGAUGACCAGGAAGCUGUACAGCCAGUACGAGGAGAAGCUGCAGGAGCAGCAGCAGAAGCACAGCGCUGAGAAGGAGGCUCUUCUGGAACGCCAUCAACUGCAACUCCAACUCCUAGAGCAUGAAACAGAAAUGUCAGGGGAGGUAACUGCUUCUGACAAGGAGAGGUAUCAGCAGCUGGAGGAGGCAUCAGCCAGCCUCCGUGAGCGCAUCAGACACCUCGAUGACAUGGUGCAUUGCCAGCAGAAGAAGGUCAAGCAGAUGGUUGAGGAGAUUGAAUCACUCAAGAAAAAGGUGCAACAGAAACAGCUCUUGAUACUGCAGCUUCUAGAAAAGAUAUCUUUCUUAGAAGGAGAGAAUAAUGAACUACAAAGCAGGUUGGACUAUUUAACAGAAACCCAGGCCAAGACUGAAGUGGAAACCAGAGAGAUUGGAGUGGGCUGUGAUCUUCUACCCAGCCAAACAGGCAGGACUCGUGAAAUCGUCAUGCCUUCUAGGAAUUACACCCCAUACACGAGAGUCCUGGAGUUAACCUCAAAGAAAACUCUGACUUAGGCACUUGAGAUGCACACUUUUCACGGAAGGACAAAGACCCUGGAACCCUGUGGCUUGAAGUCUGGAAAGGGUGACUGUUGUUUCCUCACGUACACAGCGCAAGCAGGAUGGAAACUGCCAAGGUUCUGAUCCACUUCUGAGACAGGAAGAAAAGUGAAGGUGGGGGGCAGGAGAGAGGGAAAGGGGAUACGAGGUCACAUUUCAAACACACAGCCAGCGUCCACCACUGUGCUGCAUCGCCGUUCAUUUUCCAUGUAGACACUGAAUCCUAUCAGGAGAUUCCCUCACAAUUUAUUUUCUGUUUUGCUGGACUUUGGUUGGGAAGGAAAAGGGCAUCAGUUUGAAAUUUCAUGUUAUUCAGGCCAGGAAUGUUGGAUGCAGUGUGAAGGUUUUGUUUACCCGUAAAAGUAUUAGAGGCAGGGUUUCUCUGGACAGAGAAGCCUGUCUACGAGGAGCGUGGGCGCCUGGCAAGACUUGAACCUGGAGGAGAGGACUCCCCGCUUGCAGGUGCCUCUUGAUCCUGAGGAUCUGUGUUAGGGCUGCGGGAGCCACGGUGAGAGAGAGCCUUGUGUGGCCCAGGCAAGCUUCAUUCUGAUGUGCUCGUCCCCUGGUUUAAUUUGUGCCUUAGGCCUUUUUUGGACCAGCUAAAUCACUGUAUUUAUUUAACUUGUGAUUUUUUUUUCUUUAUCACUUUAAAGAGAAUUUUGUACGUGUGGAAAGUUAAUCACUGAAUGUUUU